AAACGUGUGCGUGCCGUCUUUAACCCCGAGAGGAGGCUGCAGUGCAGACGUGCGCUGCCGCACAGAUUUAUCCAUCAUGGUGUUGCUGCAUGUGUUGUUUGAACAUGCGGCAGGAUAUGCGCUGUUUGCUGUUAAGGAGGUUGAAGAGAUUGGCAUGCUGCUACCACAGGUGGAGCAGAGUGUUCUGAGCAUCGGGAAGUUCAACAGUAUGGUUAGCCUGGCUGCCUUCUUUCCCUUCAAGUCUGCCCAGACUGCUUUGGAGAACAUAAAUGCAAUUUCUGAAGGUGUGGUGCAUGCUGACCUGAAGUUGUUCCUCCAAACAAACCUCCCACUCUCUGGAAAGAAGAAGGCUGUAUUGGGGGUUUCGGAUGCAAAGAUAGGAGCAGCUUUACAAGAAGAAUUUAGCAUUUCCAUCCAGACAGGUGGUGUGGUGGCAGAAUUAACUAGAGGUUUGCGCCUGCACUUCCACUCUCUGGUGAAGGGUCUUACUGGCCUGGCCGCCUCCAAGGCACAGCUGGGUCUUGGCCAUAGCUACUCCAGAGCUAAAGUGAAGUUUAACGUCAACAGGGCUGACAACAUGAUCAUCCAGUCUAUUGCUUUGUUGGAUCAGCUGGACAAGGACAUCAACACUUUCUCCAUGCGUGUUCGGGAAUGGUAUGGCUACCACUUUCCAGAGCUCAUCAAGAUCGUGUCCGACAACUCAAUGUACUGUCGCAUGGCUCAGCUCAUCGGAAACAGGAAGGAGCUGUCAGAGGAGAGUCUGGAGAGCCUGGAGGAGGUGGUGAUGGACAGCGCCAAGGCUCAGGCCAUCUUGGAUGCAUCGCGAUCUUCCAUGGGUAUGGACAUCUCGCCCAUUGACUUGAUCAACAUAGAGCGGUUCUCCAAUCGCGUGGUGUCACUGGCUGCAUAUCGUCUGGAGCUGCAGGAAUACUUGCGUUCCAAGAUGAGCCAAGUGGCUCCAAACCUGGCAGCCCUAAUUGGAGACGUGGUGGGUGCUCGUCUGAUCUCCCAUGCUGGCAGUUUGACCAACCUGGCCAAGUAUCCCGCCUCCACAGUCCAGAUCCUGGGAGCAGAGAAGGCCCUGUUCAGAGCUCUAAAGACCCGCGGCAACACCCCCAAGUAUGGCCUCAUCUUCCAUUCGACCUUUAUCGGACGCGCCGCUGCCAAGAACAAAGGACGCAUCUCCAGAUACCUGGCAAACAAAUGCACCAUUGCCUCUCGUAUUGAUUGUUUCUCUGAGGUCCCCACGUGUGUGUUUGGCGACAAACUGCGUGAUCAGGUGGAAGAGCGUCUUUCAUUCUAUGAAACGGGUGACGUGCCACGGAAAAAUGUGGAUGUUAUGAAAGAAGCUGUGAAAGAGGCUACUGAUGUUACAGCAGAAAUCAAGCGUAAACUAGAGAAGAAGGAAAAGAAGCGCAGGAAGCGCGAAAAGAAGUUGCAAGAACUUCAAGCGAACGGUGAAACCAAUGGUGAAGCCGAGGUGGAGGAGGGUGAAGCCGGUGCAACCAAGAAGAAAAAGGAAAAGGUUGAGGAAAUGGAGGUAGAGGAAAUCCCUGCUGAAGAGAACGGCGCGCAAGAUACCCCAGCCAAAAAGAAGAAACGGAAAAUCAAGGCAGAGGAGGUGGAGGAAGUGGCUGCCACAGACGAUGUGGCGGAGCCAACUGACACUCCAGCGAAGAAGAAAAAGAAACGAAAGAGUGAAGCGCAGCCGGCAGAAGAGACACCCGACACACCUGUGACUGAGAAGAAAAAGAAAAAAAAGAAACAGGAGGCUGAGUAAAGAAUGAGAGAUGAGACUUUAUUUUCGUGUACAGUUUUUUUAAAAAAAAUGUUAUUCUUUGUCUGAAGCUUUAUGUAAGCAGCUUAAUGGGUUUUUUUUUCUCUGUGCAGGUUAGAAUGCAAACGGAUGCUUGUAACUGUGCCUUUGAAGCCAUUAUUGUACUUCUGUAAAUAAAUUCUGAGUUUAACUUUUUGUCACA
Messenger RNA from Solea senegalensis (Senegalese sole), 1979 nucleotides. RefSeq names its product NOP56 ribonucleoprotein homolog (gene nop56). Bases 77 to 1780 code for a protein of 567 amino acids. Gene Ontology annotation, molecular function: snoRNA binding. The transcript has 12 exons. The record is from RefSeq and is a predicted model, not a curated record. NCBI's taxonomy places the organism in Eukaryota, Metazoa, Chordata, Actinopteri, Pleuronectiformes, Soleidae. Gene Ontology annotation, cellular component: box C/D methylation guide snoRNP complex; small-subunit processome.